CAUUAUUAUCUAUCUAUGAAAGGAAUUCCUGUUACUGUUUCUGAAAGCAAUCUUUGCAGAAAACUCACUGUCAAUUUGGAUCAACAACAACUUAAUGUUCGUCCUGUGAUCAAAGCUGCUAUUAAUGAAGCUUCAAACACACUUACAGAUGCCUUUGUGUCAAACAAGGCACUUGAAUGGUCUGCUCGUAAUUUGGAUCCUACAAAACGUGAUCAUUUCCUGGUCAAUUUAUUCAAGACUAUGAUUGACACUGCCUCUCUUCAAAGCAGGGAUUUUGCUGUUCAAGUCGAUGGUUGCCGAGGUGUUCUUGUCUGGUCUGACCGUUCUCAACUGUUCUCUUGGCCUCAAACAAUUUCCACAUUUAAGUACGCUCGUCUUUUAGGCUGGACUGCAGCCUUAAAGACACUUGUCAAAUUGCAAUCCUCUACUUCCGAAAAGACUCGUCGCAAAUUGAUGGCUGGGUAUCCAAGAUAUAUUGCUAUUGGUUUUAUUGGUAUCUUACCCCAAGAACAACAUAAAGGGCUGGGCACUGCAUUAAUGGAAUACGUCUUGAACAAAGCAGACGAAUCUCAUUACCCUGUCUAUGUUGAAGCCACAGAUCCUCAAGCAGUCAAGUUUUUCGAGCGUUUUGGGUUUGUCUCCCACGGACAGAUAUCACUUGGUAAAGAUCAAACGAACACCUCUCUUACACCCAUGAUUCGUUCUUCUGUUGCCAUGAAUGAACCCAAAUCUCUUCGUAUUCGUCCUGGUCGUCAAGAUUCUGAUAGAUCUCUUUAACAUAUCCCCCUUUAUCUCUUUACUCAUAAUGUAUAUAUACAUACUGCAUGCUAAUCUCACUAUCUAUACCUUUAUUUUUACUCUUUACUUAAUAAAUCUUAUACAAGAUCGACAUGAGAUAUUUUGUACAAA
Gilbertella persicaria is the source of this 909-nucleotide messenger RNA. RefSeq lists its product as uncharacterized. The coding region runs from base 16 to 777 and encodes 253 amino acids. The transcript has 2 exons. Gene Ontology annotation, molecular function: acyltransferase activity, transferring groups other than amino-acyl groups. Lineage: Eukaryota; Fungi; Mucoromycota; Mucoromycetes; Mucorales; Choanephoraceae. The record is from RefSeq and is a predicted model, not a curated record.